AUGUCUGCUGCCGCCGCCUCUGCCCGCACCCGCCCGCCGAACUGGAAGGCGCGCGCGCCGCCUCCUCUGCCCGGCCCCGCAUUCGCUGCACAGGACAGCUUGCCCCGCCUUCCUGUUCCCCCGCUUCCCCAGACGCUUGAGCGGCUCAAGGAGAGCCUGCGCCCGAUCUCGCAUACUCAGGACGAGUACAAGUCGGUCGUCGACAAGAUCGACUGGUUCGCCAUUCAGGAGGGACCGGAGCUGCAGCGCCGGCUCGAGGAACACGCUUCGACGCGAGAGCACUGGCUUGAGGAAUGGUGGGAUGAUGGCGGCUACCUUGGCUACAGGGACUCUGUCGUCAUCAAUGUUUCCUACUACUAUGGCUUCACGAAGCACCCAUCACACCUAAAGCAAACGCCGGCUGCGCGUGCUGCUGCCCUGGCGCGCGCAGCGAUGCUGUUCCGCCAACGAUGGAAGCAAGGGAAGCUCGAGCCGGACCGCACGAAGGACACCGUCUUUUGCAUGGACACAUACCGCUGGAUGUUCGACUGCUGCCGCGUCCCAGGACACGGACUGGACUGGAGCGUCACGCAUGCGAAGCCAGGAGACACCGGCGACAGCGGCCAUAUUAUUGUCACUCGCAAUAAUCGGUUCUGGAAAGUCCCUGCCGCGCAGGAUGGUCGCAUCCUCAGCACGGAAGACUUUGAAAGGCAAAUACAGCACAUCUACGACGCGUCAGAGGGUAAGCCUUACCCCGGUGUUGGCGUCUUGACGGCGUCCAACCGCGAUGUAUGGGCAAAGGACUUCGACGAACUCGUCGCGUCACCACACAACGCCACAAUCCUUGAUGCUAUUCACUCUGCCUCCUUCCUCGUAUCACUCGAACCCACGCCCCAAGCCGCAUCGAACUCUACACAUGAUGUCGCUGUUGCACAUUCUCGUGCUCUGUGGCAUGGUGCUGUCGUUGAUGGCCAGCCUAUCGGCCUGCAGAACCGCUGGGUAGACAAGCCAGUCCAAUUCAUCGUCUUCGACGAUGGGUACGCAGGAAUCAUGGGCGAGCACUCCGUCAUGGAUGGGACUCCCACCGUCCGCCUCUGCGAUGACGUCCUCGCCGCCCUCGAGAAGACCGACUUUGACCACGGUUCCCCCGCCUCCAACGCCCCUCAGCCCACCCCCCUCGACUUCGAAAUCACACCCGCCACCUCCGCCGCUAUCGCACGUGCCAACGCCGAUGCCGUCGCCCUCAUCUCCAGCCAGGCCCUCACCUUCCUGCGCACCUCCUACGGCAAGGCCGCCAUCAAGGCCGCGGGCGUCUCCCCCGACUCCUGGACGCAGCUCGUCGUGCAGCUCGCCUACGCGCGCCUGCUCAAGCGGCUCGGGCAGCAGCGCGCGGGCGGCACCUACGAGGCCGCGACGACGCGGCGCUUCCGCAAGGGCCGCACGGAGGCGAUCCGCGUCGUGAGCAGCCAGGCGGACGCGUGGGUCGCGGCGAUGAAUAUGGACAACGUCGGCACACAGCAGCGGCGUGAGUUCUUCAUUGCCGCGGUGAAGAAACACGUGCAGCGCGCGAAGGAGGCGGGCGCGGGGCAGGGGGUGGAUCGGCAUUUGUUGGGGUUGAAGAAGGUGGUGAGGGAAGGGGAGAAGGCGCCGGAGUUGUUUGCGGACCCGGUGCUGGCGAGGUCGAGCAAUUGGGUGCUGAGCACGUCGGCGAUCUUCUCAAAGAGGUUUGAUACGUAUGGAUGGGGCGAGGUUGUGCCCGAGGGCUUUGGUGUACCGUAUAUGACUGGCUUUGACGACUACUUGCAGUUCACCAUCACCUCGCGCAAAGAAAUGCCAAACAAGGAGUUCAUCGACGAGAUUGAGAAGGCGGCCAACGAUGUUUACAACCUCUUUCUGUCUGGGAAGAGUGCCCUGUAG
Messenger RNA from Schizophyllum commune H4-8, 1896 nucleotides. RefSeq names its product acyltransferase ChoActase/COT/CPT. The record is from RefSeq and is a predicted model, not a curated record. The transcript has 4 exons. The coding region runs from base 1 to 1896 and encodes 631 amino acids. NCBI's taxonomy places the organism in Eukaryota, Fungi, Basidiomycota, Agaricomycetes, Agaricales, Schizophyllaceae. Gene Ontology annotation, cellular component: peroxisome; mitochondrion. Gene Ontology annotation, molecular function: carnitine O-acetyltransferase activity. Gene Ontology annotation, biological process: carnitine metabolic process.